AUGCAUAUGGUGCGGGUGAGUAUGGAGCAGAUCCACCAACAGCAAAAGAUGCUCCGGGAAACUUUUCAGAGGCUCUGGUCGGAUGACGUGCCCAUCGAAGGCGAUGUCAGCGUGGAGGCGGUUUUGGAUAAGCUGCGGGGCAAGUUGGGUGGCGAUGGGAUGGCGGAAUUGCAUCAUCUCAGGGCCGAAAAAGCUAGCCUGCGUGAGCAGUUGGACUCCAAGACGCUCGAACUGGAGCUCAAGACGGAGGAUUUAGAGUCACUGCGCCAGCAUUCUAUUUUUAUGUUUGCCCAACAAGCGGCUCGCCUGGAUGUGGAUACCGAGAACCUCAAAACCCGAACUCAGAGGGUGCUGAUGGAGGCGACAUUGGACGUGUCAGGGAUGAAGAAGGAACUCAUGCAGCGCAUCGAUAUCGCCUCGGCGUAUCUUCGGACGCCGCAGUACGGAACGGCUUUGCGGUCUAUGCAGAUAUUGACAGAGCAGACGCAGAAGGAAAUACAACAACAUCAUGAUACCCUCUCCGAGCUAGUCAUGUCGAUUGAAGCCAAAAAAAAUCUCGCGAAAUUUAUAAGCGCAACCAUGCACAGCAAAAUUCCUUCGAUAUACCGCAAAAAACUGCGGCAGAUGAAUAAUGAUAAAUUAUUGAACAUUCUUGAUGUAUUAAGCUUUCAGGAAGGUGUUGUAGAUUGUAUAGGAAAGGUACUUUACGCACUGGAAGAAUCUGAACACCAAACAGCUGUGUUUUGA
Phytomonas sp. Hart1 is the source of this 747-nucleotide messenger RNA. The record is from the annotation of a GenBank genome assembly. Lineage: Eukaryota; Euglenozoa; Kinetoplastea; Trypanosomatida; Trypanosomatidae.